Molecule: messenger RNA, 6877 nt
Organism: Styela clava
Lineage: Eukaryota; Metazoa; Chordata; Ascidiacea; Stolidobranchia; Styelidae
Product: terminal uridylyltransferase 4-like
Molecular function (GO): RNA uridylyltransferase activity; nucleic acid binding; zinc ion binding
Source: RefSeq, a predicted model, not a curated record
UUAUUCAUGCAGGAAUAGGCUAAUGCUCAUAGUAGGGUUCAAUGAUAAUCAUCAAUGACUCAUUCGUUCUUCUAAAUUUUGACCUUCGACAUGGCUUCCGGAGGUAAAACAACCAAAGAUAUUCAGAACGAUGACCCGAGCAUUAUUGAAACGUCGAAAGGAGGAAGACAAACUAACAGCCAACAUGGGUCUCGCUCGGCUGGCAACAUCAAUUCGAAACAAAAUUCAACUCCGCACAAUUCAUCAAGAAAGCAACAGCACCCACAACGUUCCCAAACUCCAAAUUCUAAUGAAAAACGUCGACAGGAACACUGGAAAGUUCCGCAUGGGAAUAACAGACAUAGCCCUCUUGCCAGAGACUUGUUUGGAGCCGAAAGUAACCCACCUUUUAAAUUCGAUUUCCAGGUAAACAAUGGGGAAUAUCAAGGGGGUUACCCUCGCCGUAACCAUGGAUACCCAAAUGAUCAUUAUUCCGGUGGGUAUUAUUCCCGAAAUAAUCAAAACCGACCAAAAAAAAACAAUUAUCAACAAAGACAAAAUCAAAAUGCUGGUAGGGUCGAAAGUCAAAGUUCAAAGGGUAAUUAUCAGCACCAAAAUGGCGGAACCCCUCAAACUAAGGGGCAAACAGGGGAGGCCACUCCAAAAUUGUCAAAUUCAGCUCCAAAUAUGACAGAAUCUGAUCGAAAAGUUCAAUUUCUGGAAACUUUAAUGAAAAAUGGUGAAAAGGCGAAAAAUCUCACUGUUACUGUGACAACAGGAAAAACAGAAAAAGAGGAAACACAAAUUGGACAGAGCUCAUUUCUUAGUGAUGCAAUCGGUGGUGGAAAGAGUCAAACCCAAAACAGUGCUCCAUCUACCUCUUCUAGCACAACUAAACCACCGAUUAAAAGUCCAGCCGACAAGUUUGUGAACCCUUUAAUUUCCAACGACUUGGAGGAGAUCAAAUCUGACACCAGAAAAAAAGAAAUAAAACAAGCAGAAGAUAAAUCUGUUGUGAACAAUGCAAAUGUGAAUAACAAAGAAACAACGGCUGAUAUAGAAUUCAACGAGAAUCCGACUGAAAUUGAUAAAGCUGAAAAUACUGAGAAAAAGAAGAAAAGACGCAGAAAUAGGGAAAAGAAGAAAAAACGAGAUAAAGCAUCAGACAAGCAGCAGCAAGACAAAAUCGAGAAACUAGAUUUCAAAGUGGCCAGCCCUACCGAUGAUAAGAACAAAUCUGAAACUGAGGUCGAUGACGAAAUAUCAGACACACUUGUUGAUUCUACAACGAAAAAUGAAAUGAACGAAACACUCGAAGAAAAAGAGUCUUCCAUUCAGAAAAAUAAAGAAAUAUCUAGGAAAGAUGGAAAUGUGGAAAAGCCUGCAACGCCAUCUCUGACUACUGAAAAGGAUGAAAAGCAGAAAGUGGAAGAAUUGGGACUGUUACAGGCUGAAUCCAGAUUGGAAAAAGACCUGAUUUUUAGACUGAAAAAGAAAUCAGCAACUUUCCCAGAUGCCAAGUAUUUCUGUAGACUUUGCUCCCACCAUCUGAACACUAUACAGCUUGCACAUAAGCAUAUCAAGGAUAAAAGACAUAAGAAAGAGGGGAAAGCCAAGCAACAGGAUGAACUAUUACGACAACUGAAAACUCCUCCCAAAGCAGCCCUCAAAGUGCUAGAUCGUCUUCUAGUGUCAGUCGUUGAAAAGAAUAUGAUGUCACUAGAGGACGCUGAAGAGAGGAUGAACGUUGUUACCAGACUUGAUGAAAUUGUUCAGGAAAAACUGCCAGGUUGUCGAGUUGUUCCGUACGGAUCAUCAGUAACAAAGAUUGGUCUGAAAACCAGCGAUAUAAAUGUUGAUAUUCAAUACGCUGGAACGCUAAGUACUCCUGCUGUCUUGCUUUCCUUGCUGAAGAUAUUGAAAGAGUGUGAUUCAUUCAUCGACAUUCAAGAGGAAUUUACGGCGAAAGUACCAAGGAUUGAGAUAACAGACAAACAGACGAAUGUCCGUUGCAGUUUAAGCCACAACAACUCAAAAGCUCUUCAGACGACACGAUUGUUGAAGAUUUAUGGACAAAUAGAACCAACUGUGAUUAAGCUUGCGAUGUUGCUUCGAUUGUGGGGUCGUCUAUGUCAAGUCGAUUGCCAACAAGAAGGCUCUCUGGCGCCACAUUCGUUUUUGUUGAUGACGAUAUAUUAUCUGCAACAGAAUUAUGGGUUGCCAAUUUUACAUGAAAUAAUGGCGAGUCACGAUAUAGACUCUCUUCUUGGGGGCUCAGGAUAUGAUGAGGAUAUUUUAGUUCAAAAUGGGGAGGGAGAAUGGUGUUAUAACCCGACAGUGCCACCUUCUGGAAAAGAAGAACAGAAAACACCUGAAGUUGAGGAGGAAAUUGAUGACAUAGCUGAAUAUACAGACUCUGAUGAAGAUAUUGGAAUCACAUUCAGUGAAUCUCCAAAGAAAGGAGCGACGUUUCUCGGCUUCGAAAACAGCCUUGAAAGUGAUGCAGGAAAAAAUAACAAUCCUCUUGUACCGGUCACGCUUGGGAGAUGUUUCGACGGCAAAGCUCCGCCUUCUCUUGCAGAGUUAUGGCUUGGGAUUUUGAAGUUUUAUUCCGCUCAAUAUGAUAUGGAAAAUUUGAUUAUAACCAUCAGAAAGUCUGGCAGAGUGACUCGAUCGGAGAGAGGGUGGUCACAUCGACGAAUCGCUAUUGAAGACCCGUGCUCACCCAAGUGGAACAUGUGUAAACUAAUGAACAGCCAGACUUUGUUCUCGUAUUUUCAAACCUGCUUGAAACACUGUGUAUUUUAUUUCCACACGGCACAUAAUUCUGCCAAAACAAGGAAUAAGAAAAUUCUGCCAGAAGGUGUAGCAAAAAAUCAGCAAAGUGCGACGAAAAAUUCCAUAAAGACGACGGAAGAGUUUGCAGAUAAAAUAAUAAAAUCAGCUUUUGAUGAGGUUAAAGUUCAAAUGUCACGCAUGAAUAAAGAUAGUUCGCAAUCAACAAGUGCAAUAAAGGAUAAAGGUCAUUUGUCACAGUUGAGUAAACAACAAAGCAAGAAUGAUUCAACGAUAUCGAAAUAUGCUGAUGUAAUGAUUGAUGACAUGAUCAAUAAUUUGAAGGAAUUGAACGUCAAAACAAGAAAUUCCUCUGCACCAGAGUUGAACUACGACUCUUGCUACAAAUUUACAAAGUCCUCCCUCACGGAUGGGAAAUCCCCUGUUUUAAUAUGUGGAUCUUGUAAGAAGGAGGGUCACAGGAAAGCAAAAUGUCCAGACGAAGUAAAAAUUAAGAUUAACCCCCUGCCUGCCUUCACAGAAAGAUUGAAGUUCAUGCUAGACACUGUUUGUAAGGACAUGUAUGAUUACUAUGUUCCACUACAAGACGAAGUCUCGAUGCGCGAGAGGGUUUGCUCCGAUCUACAUGAAUUUCUACGGAAAAACUACAGCGAGUACGUGAAAAUGUGUUUGUUUGGAUCCUCUCGUAAUCGUUUCACUUUUCGAGGAAGUGACCUUGAUAUUUGCAUGACUUUUACAGAUAACGAUACUGGGGAGCACCUAGACUUUGCAAGUAUUAUUGAAGAUCUUGCGAAAGUCUUGCGGAAAAAUCCAGACCUUCGUAAUAUAAUACCGAUCACGACAGCUAAAGUGCCGAUCGUUAAGUUCUAUCAUCCGAGUGCUGGACUGGAGGGAGAUAUCAGCUUAUAUAAUUUACUGGCGCAGCGAAACACAUCAAUGUUAGCUUUAUAUGCCAGCAUCGACGAAAGAUGUCGAGUACUUGGCUAUGCUAUGAAGGCCUUCGUUAAACGAUGCUGCAUUGGAGAUGCGUCACGUGGGUCGCUAUCUUCCUACGCCUACACCUUACUCGUCAUUUAUUUUCUUCAACAGAGGGAUCCACCUGUGUUGCCAGUAUUGCAAGAGCUUUACACGGGAGAUAAAUCCCCAGAGUGCAUUGUUGAUGGCUGGAACUCCUGGUUUUAUGACAGCAUUGGAAAUUUAGAUAAGGUAUGGUUUGACUUUGGUAAAAACAAUGAAUCGUUGGGGGAACUCUGGCUUGGAUUGCUACGAUUCUACACGGAGAAAUUUGACUUCAGCCAUCAUGUCGCCAGUAUUAGACAGAAAAAACUGCUCACUGCUUUUGAGAAGGAAUGGACAUCGAAGUGCAUCUGCAUUGAAGACCCUUUUGAUUUGAAUCAUAAUCUUGGAGCAGGAGUUUCACGGAAAAUGACGAAUUUUAUCAUGAAGGUUUUUGUAAAAGCAAGAGAGAGAUUUGGGACAGAUCCUGGGAACUUGCUGAAUGGUGUGAGAGAUAUUCAGCGAUAUUUUUUCAACGCUGAAUUCUUGAUGGACGGGGAGGAAGUUCCAAAUGACAGAUGUUGCAGAAUUUGUGGCAAGAUCGGACAUUUUGUCAAAGAUUGUCCGAAAAGAAGAAAUGGGCGCGGGAAAAAGGGAGAUGAUGCUAAAGGACUUAAAAAUGUGGAAUGUUUUGCUUGCGGAAUGAAAGGACAUUUCAAGAAAGAUUGCCCGGCCCCCAGACAAGGUUCACCAAUGAAGGAUGGUCAGUUUCCUCACCAUCCGUUGCGUUUGAUGAUGCCCAAAGUUCCAUAUAUGAUGCGACCCCCCAUGCAGAACAUGGGUCAAAGGUCACCUAUUAUAGUUCAGGCUAAAAGAUAUGAUCCUAACAGCAUGAAUUUUCACGAAUCUCGCAUCAGUCUUGGACGACAAAAUUCUAAUCAAAGAGGGGGGAAAAACCCCCAACGAAUGCAGGAAAGUCCGCUUAAUAGGGUUGAAAAUCCACUGAAAAAGACUGAAAAUAGAAGACGACCAAUUUCUUCAACCUCUGAUCAAAAUUUCGAAAGCCAACCCAAAACGCCACAAAGUGGUCACAAGAGGCAGCAGAACAAAAAUUCAGCCACUCCCCAAAGUAGUAUAUCUUCAAAGUCACCGCAUCCAUCUAGUGGCAGCAUGGAUCAACAGAAUAAACAAGGCAGAAAUACUCCAAAAGUCAGCAGAAAUCUCGCUGCAGACUUCAAAUCUUCAAGAGAAGGAAAACAGAGCAACAACACAAACACCGCGGCACCCGAUACGCAAGGACAUCGCGAAGUUACCCCCCGGAACAAUAAAAACUUGAAUUUGAAGAAAGAAUUGUCAGGGGAUUCCCCAGCAACAGGAUCCAUUCAAACUCUACAAGAAGUCGAGACCCAGCUGAUAGAGGAAAGGAGAGCUCAUGAGAAGAAUAGCAGACCAAAACCCGGGGAUAAUUUGAAUCAUCUCAUACCAAGGCAAAGUACCAGUGCUGAAGAAAUUCAUCAACGCCCCACUGUUCUGCACGGCUACCCUCCUUCUCCCAAUGUACCCCCAUUUUCAAUGUCCCCCCUAUCGCCUCCUAAUUUUGGGGGUAUGUAUAACCACGCCCCUUUUUCUACUUCCCCACGAAACAACAACCAGAAUCCUUUUAAUUUUGCUCGAACUCCCCCUAACCAGGGGGGUUACAAUUACCUCUAUUCACGAAGUCCAGGAGAUAUGAACCCCUUUGCAUAUGGGGUUUCUCCACCAAGCCCAGGAUACGGAUUUAACGCCCCAUUUGGAAAUCACCAAGGUCAAAAAGUCAUGACCCAUGACCCCAACGGAAGUCACAUAUCAAGUCAGACGUUCGUGAACACGAAUGAGAAAAACACACCACAUGGUGGCAGAGAAGUGCACUAUAACGCUUCACAUAGCGCUCCUCCCUUUUUUGGGGUGAAUCCCCAUCAUUCUUACCCCCCAAAUAGGCCCCUCCCUCAACAAGGACAUUACUGGACCCCUAAUCAGAGAAAAUAAGAAAAAUGAUUCAAUUUUAGUUAACUUAGUAUUGUUAGUUCUUAUACAGUAUUUUAUGUGUUAACUUGAUCGAGAUAUGGAAUUCUAAAACGCUGUGUGAAAUUGUAGGAAUUUCAGCUGUAACUGUUAAAUUUAUUUAUUAAAUUGAUUAUUAUCAAAAAAUAAAGGGGGGGGGGGGGGACGUAGGAUAAAAGAUAUCAUUGUAUAUCAGAUAAAGCCUUGUUCUGAUAGAAAAUGUAAAAAAUAUGUGGACUUGGAUGUAGCAGAAUGUCAAUUUUUAUUUACCAAAUAGAUAAAUUGUAUCACUUGAUCAUGGGCUUGCUAGAAAUGAGAAACGCUCUUGAAAUGGUGCUGGGCUGUAGAAAUAGAGAGUUUAUUCAAAAAGCCAUAUUUCCAGAGGGGGUGGGGGGCGAACUGAAUUUCCUGAAAAUAGGUUAUCUCUAUUUUUUUUAUCUAAACUUAUCUAAAAAAUGAAGACUGUAAUUUGGUUGCAGAUAUUUGCAUUAUGGAUGUAAAUUCUAUUCUAAACUUUGUUAUUGAAUAUUGGAACUGAUAGUGGUAUGGUUGUUAAUCUGGGUAACUUUUCUUGCAUUGCGCCAGUGGUCCUCGACCCGUGAUACAAUUUAUUAUGGCCUGCCGAAGAGUGAAAAAGAUUAACACUUUGUUUUUUUGGGGUUCUGUUGUCAUUAUCACAGGUUAGGCAUGUGUAUGUUUGUAGAAAUCCGGUGCCUUAAUUAUACAUCCGGAAACAUACUGCUCAUGAUGGCACUCUCCAACCAACGUCCUAUCUGGGAAUUUCAUUUGAAAGUAGAUUUAAAAAGUAGGAUAGGAUUCACAUAUAUCUUGUGGGAGAGGAAAGCCAAUAACACUGUAUGUUAUAUAAACAAUGCUAAACUCUUACGCCUAAGCAGGAUUCAAAAUUUCUGAUCAGGUUUUUGUUUAAUCUAGAUCAGACCUUAGACCCUGGGCGUAAGAAUUAUUUUAUGGUCUGGAUAUAUCUUAAUUGUGGAGGCGAUUGAGUUCCCACAGCCCCAACAUUUUUGUGAUUCUAAUAUUUAGCACUGUAAUAAGACUGAAAAAA